Molecule: messenger RNA, 1782 nt
Organism: Coniophora puteana RWD-64-598 SS2
Lineage: Eukaryota; Fungi; Basidiomycota; Agaricomycetes; Boletales; Coniophoraceae
Exons: 1
Coding region: 108-1607 (499 amino acids)
Source: RefSeq, a predicted model, not a curated record
CCAAGCGCUGCGGAGUGGCAGCGAGUCACCCUUUCCUCACUCUCAACCCCUACCACAACACUCUAGCAACACUCUACAACCCCUCUAUCGCAUCUCUGCAAACCACUAUGGUUUACAAACGCAAGACGACCGCCAACCGCAAGCAUCACAGGGCGCGAGUUUCUCGCUCUGCCACACCGGCUGUGACUGUAUCUUUGGCCAAGCGGGCGAAGAGCACAUCUACUCAUGGCAAGUCUCGUCGGCAGACGCAGAGGCAGAAGAGGUACAGGCAAGUGAAGCAGCGGCAGUCUCUUCGCGCUCAGCAUCAGCACUGGGCCGAGAUAGCACGCGACACUCAGAGGAUCAUUCUCGGAGACGGCAAGUACUUCGAAGAGAAGUCCUACUCUAUGUCGUUCGCGUCUACUGCUUCUGCUGCUUCGCCAUCCUCAGGUAACUCCGAUGGCUCGCUGCUUGCUCCUCGGAUGCCGAUGGAUAGCUCUGUAACUAUGGCGGUUGCCCACGAUAUUGGACCACAUAUUCUCAUCAGCAAACAAGGCACUACCUUCAUCCCCCACACCCACCCGUCACUUGCAGAUUGGCGCAAAUCAAGCUCCCCAGCGUCUCUAGCCAAGUUCACGACGACCAUCGACUUCACCCAUUCCUCGACUACAGCUGCCGCUCGAGCCUUGCUUUUACAACACCCAGAUCUCUGCACGCAGCCCAACCGCGACCUACCCAAGUCCUCGAUCGGCGUUCUGUCGUUCGCAUCGCCAAAGCGGCCGGGUGGUGGCUGGUUGCACGGCAGCAACGAACAGGAGGAGGCCUUAGCCCGCACAAGUUCUCUUGUUGCUAGCCUGCAGACAGAUCAUGCUAAAGAGUUCUAUAGGACGCAUCGCGAGUUCUUGAAGAUCGACGGUGCGGGCCUGCACGAUCAUUCCAUGGUGUACAGCCCCGGCGUAGUCGUCUUCCGAUCUGACGAGAGCGUCGGUACGUUGUCACCGUGUACUUCGACUCAAACCCGGAACAAAUCUCCCAGGAGAAAGAAGAAGUCGCCUUCGCCUGCACCCGCAGCUGCCACUCAACCUCAGGAAGCAUCAUCGACGACGGUGCCAUCCGCCUCGUCAAUUUCGCAGAGUACGUUCAUACCCCCCUUCGUUGUGAACGUCCUUUCUGCCGUCCCUGUCAACGCAGCGGCGAUCAAGCAAACAUAUUCCAUCGACUCUUCGACUGCGUUUGUGUUCGAGGACGGCAUCCGCGAGACGAUGCGCACGCGCAUGGCUCGGUCAUUGCGCAUCUUCCAAAUGCGCGGCGACCGUGCGCUCAUCCUCGGUGCAUUCGGAUGCGGGUCAUCGGAGAACCGCGUUGAAGAGGUUGCAGAGCUCUGGGCAGAGCUGCUCGUCACGGGUGAGCGCCCUCGGUCGACAGAUGACGAAGCGCCCCGGACACCGCCAGCGGCAGGCGACGACGUUGAAGGUAGACGAGUUUUCGAACGGCACGGGCCCGUAUUCAAGGACGUGUUCGAGCACAUCGUCUUUGCGGUGCCCGGAAAAUUGUUCGAGCCCUUCAAGCGAGCGUUUGAGAUGCGCCUUCUCGAGGCGCAGCUCUCGGACGCUAUCACCUGUGAGUAGGCGAUUCACCAUGGACUUUCUCCGUUACUGCUAUCUUUGUCUUUACUUGUCUUCACGCUCGGUCUAUUGUUGGGUGUACGUGUAUUUCUAGGAACAGUCCGCUAUUCCAAUCUUUUGCUUCCGAUGCUCUUAGUAUGUACUGUAUGCUUCCGUAUAAUAAUAUACCACUCCAAUC